Messenger RNA from Acanthosepion pharaonis, 1785 nucleotides. The record is from the annotation of a GenBank genome assembly. NCBI's taxonomy places the organism in Eukaryota, Metazoa, Mollusca, Cephalopoda, Sepiida, Sepiidae.
AUGUUUACUUACUCCGACUGCAAAUUUACUUUCAAUCCGAGAGAAAAUGCCUUGUCUAAACAGUCACCUUUUCAAAGUUUCACCCUCUCUCUCUUUCUGCCCUAUGUUCUUCUCACUCUUUCUCUCUCUUUAUUCCUAUUAUCUUUAUCUUCACACACUCUUUCCCUCAUUUUUUCUCCCUCUUUCUCUUUAUCUCCCCUCUCUCGCACUCUUCCUUUUUAUCUAUCUCUUCCUCUUUUUCUAUUUCUCUUUUUCCUCUACGUCCUCCUCUACCCUUCUUUACUUCCCUCUAUUCCACUUCCUCUCUUCAUCUCUGUCUGCACCCAUUUCCACUCUUCGUCUCUGUCUCUCCCCACUUCCUCUCUUCGUCUCUGUCUCUCCCCACUUUCUCUCUUCGUCUCUGUCUCUCCCCAUUUUCUCUCUUCGUCUCUGUCUCUCCCCAUUUUCUCUCUUCGUCUCUGUCUACCCCCACUUCCUCUCUUCGUCUCUGUCUCUCCCCAUUUUCUCUCUUCGUCUCUGUCUACCCCCACUUUCUCUCUUCGUCUCUGUCUACCCCCAUUUUCUCUCUUCGUCUCUGUCUGCCCCCACUUUCUCUCCUCGUCUCUGUCUACCCCAACUUUCUCUCUUCGUCUCUGUCUACCCCCAUUUUCUCUCUUCGUCUCUGUCUGCCCCCACUUUCUCUCUUCGUCUCUGUCUACCCCCACUUUCUCUCUUCGUCUCUGUCUACACCCACUUUCUUUCUUCGUCUCUGUCUAUCCCCACUUUCUCUCUUCGUCUCUGUCUAUCCCCACUUUCUCUCUUCGUCUCUGUCUACCCCCACUUUCUCUCUUCGUCUCUGUCUACCCCCACUUUCUCUCUUCGUCUCUGUCUACCCCCAUUUUCUCUCUUCGUCUCUGUCUGCCCCCACUUUCUCUCUUCGUCUCUGUCUACCCCCACUUUCUCUCUUCGUCUCUGUCUACCCCCACUUUCUCUCUUCGUCUCUGUCUACCCCCACUUUCUCUCUUCGUCUCUGUCUACCCCCAUUUUCUCUCUUCGUCUCUGUCUGCUGUCUUCGUCUCCCACCCACUUUCUCUCUUCGUCUCUGUCUACACCCACUUUCUCUCUCGUCUCUGUCUACCCCCACUUUCUCUCUUCGUCUCUGUCUAUCCCCACUUUCUCUCUUCGUCUCUGUCUACCCCCACUUUCUCUCUUCGUCUCCCUCUACCCCAAUUUCUUUCUUCGUCUCCCUCUAUGACAUUUUCUCUCUUCGUUUCCCCCUCUCUCUUCCUCCCUCUCUUCUAUUCCCUCUCUCUCCUCUUUCUCCCUUACACUAGCUUGUCUUUCUCCCUCUAUCUUUCUUCUCUCUCUCUCUCUCCCUUUUAUUGCCUUCUCCAAUCUAUCACAGCCUGCUCGUAUCUUAUUUAUCUAUUCCUAUAUAUCUCACGAGCCAGCGAGGUGUCUUUGUUUAAGUGCAGAUAUUUAUAUCGCUCUUUCCUGUUGCUGUUUGCAUGCAUUUUUUCUUAUCCAUGUCUCAAUCGGGUCGUAUUGUUCUUUGUAUCGUCAAAUGUGUAUUCAACUUUGUAUCUAUCUGCCUGCCUGCUCCUUAGUUUGUUCAUAUCUAUCUAUCCAUUUUGUUCAUCCCACUCAAUUUCUAUCUAUGUAUUUGCCUGCUUGCCUACCUGCUUCUGGAUUUGUUCAUUAUCUAUCUUGUUGACCUCUCUCAAUUUCUAUCUAUCUAUCUAUCUUGUUGACCUCUCUCAAUUUCUAUCUAUCUAUCUAUCUAUCUAUCUUGUUGACCUCUCUUAA